AUGCCAAGACCAACUAAAAGUAAGUCUAGUUACAAAAACCAAAUAAGAAAUCCUGAUGGAACUUUUUAUAGUAGAAAAUUAAAUAAAGGAAAGGAAAUAGAAAGCACCCUUGGGAAUGUGGCUGAAUUGGACAAUGAUAAUUUCUUGGGAGAAGUUCUUGAAAAUGAAGUUGAAUUGGGUGAAGACAAUUUUUCAGAAGUUCUUGAAAAUGAAUCACAAUUCUAA
This is a messenger RNA of Entrophospora sp. SA101, 225 nucleotides long. Lineage: Eukaryota; Fungi; Glomeromycota; Glomeromycetes; Entrophosporales; Entrophosporaceae. The record is from the annotation of a GenBank genome assembly.